CCCGCGAGCGAUAGGGGGCGCGCAUCGAGGGUCUCUGUUGCUUACGGGCCUUUGUGGCUCUGUGACUGGAAGAUUAGAGCGAGAAGCCUAAUGUGCGGGUAGCCUCUACUCCCACCCCCUCCCUGGCGGAGGUCUGGCCGUUCCCGCCCCCAGGAACCUCCUUCCUCGCCGCCCUGAGUGCGUCUGAGCGCCCCAGUGGCCUGGGCCCCCGAGAAUAGUCGCCGAGGCCCAGGUCGUCGGGCUUCCGCGUGCUGGGUGAGGGGCACUGGGGUGUCCUGGGGGACCCCUGACCCCACUCCGGGCGCCAAAAAUGCCGCGCGGUGAGGAGCAGGUAUGGCUCGGAAGCGAGGGUCAGUUCUGCGUCUGAGCUGUGUUCACUGGCAAUUGGAGAUAAACUCCUGUGAUCACCGGCGUACAGCAAGUUUUCUGUAUUGAUCCAGGCCAAUGUGCAAUACCAACAUGUCUGUGUCUACUGAUGGUGCUGUAAGCACCUCACAGAUUCCCGCUUCGGAACAAGAGACCCUGGUUAGACCAAAGCCCUUGCUUCUGAAGUUGUUAAAGUCUGUUGGUGCACAAAAAGACACUUACACUAUGAAAGAGGACUUCUUGGGCAUCCCUGGAUCCCAGGUUAAGAACUUCUGCACUAGAGAUACAUGAGUACAAUUUACUGUACUGAAAUUCUGGGAUAGAGGUCAUAUUUUAUCUUGGCCAGUAUAUUAUGACUAAACGAUUAUAUGAUGAGAAGCAACAACAUAUUGUAUAUUGUUCAAAUGAUCUUCUAGGAGAUUUGUUUGGAGUACCAAGUUUUUCUGUGAAAGAGCACAGGAAAAUAUAUACAAUGAUCUACAGAAACUUGACAGUAGUCAAUCAACAGGAACCAUCAGACUCUGGCACAUCUGUGAGUGAGAGCAGGUGUCACCUUGAAGAUGAGAGUGAACAAAAGGACCCUGGGCAAGAGCAAGAGCUACAAGAAGAAAAACCUUCAUCUUCAGAUUUGGUUUCUAGGCCGUCUACCUCAUCUAGAAGGAGAGCAAUUAGUGAGACAGAAGAAAAUUCAGAUGAAUUGUCUGGUGAACGACAAAGAAAACGCCACAAGUCAGAUAGUAUUUCUCUUUCCUUUGAUGAAAGCCUGGCUCUGUGUGUGAUAAGGGAGCUAUGUUGUGAAAGAAGUAACAGCAGUGAAUCGACAGAGACUCCAUCAAAUCUGGAUCUGGAUGAUGGUGUAAGUGAACAUUCAGGUGAUUGGUUGGAUCAGGAUUCAGUUUCAGAUCAAUUCAGUGUAGAAUUUGAAGUUGAAUCUCUUGACUCAGAAGAUUAUAGUCUUAGUGAAGAAGGACAAGACCUCUCAGAUGAAGAUGAUGAGGUAUAUCGAGUUACUGUGUAUCAGGCAGGGGAAAGUGAUACAGAUUCAUUUGAAGAAGAUCCUGAAAUUUCCUUAGCUGACUAUUGGAAGUGUACUUCAUGCAAUGAAAUGAAUCCUCCCCUUCCGUCGCAUUGCAACAGAUGUUGGGCCCUUCGUGAGAAUUGGCUUCCUGAAGAUAAAGGGAAAGAUAAGGGGGAACUCCCUGAGAAAGCCAAAUUCGAAAACUCAACACAGGCAAAAGAGGGCUUGGAUGUGCCCGAUGGUAAAAAACCUGCGACAAAUGAUUCCAGAGAGUCAUGUAUUGAUGAAGAUAAUGAUAAAGUCACACAAGCCUCCCAGUCACAAGAAAGUGAGGACUAUUCUCAGCCAUCAACUUCUGGUAGCAUUAUUAAUAGCAGCCAGGAAGAUGUUAAGGAGUUGGAGAAGGAAGAAACACAAGAGAAAGAAGAAAGUGUGGAAUCUAGUUUUCCCCUUAAUGCCAUUGAACCUUGUGUGAUUUGCCAAGGUCGACCUAAAAAUGGUUGCAUUGUUCAUGGCAAAACAGGACAUCUUAUGUCAUGUUUUACCUGUGCAAAGAAGCUAAAGAAAAGAAAUAAGCCCUGCCCAGUAUGCAGACAACCAAUUCAAAUGAUUGUGCUAACUUAUUUCAAUUAGCUGUCAUAUCCAUAAAAGUAUAUAUUUUAAAUUUCUAACUAAGCCUAAAAAUUUAGACAACAUAGAUUUUAUGAAUAUAUAUAUCAAAGCAAGAAAUAUAAGUAGGACAUUUAAAUGUAACUUACUUAGUACCUUUUGUGUAAAGAGGAAGAAAAGUGUGUGAAAGAGUUAAUAUUUAAAAUGUAGAUACUCCGAAACACCAAUCCUUAGUUUCUCUCCCCUUUCAGAAGUUUUUACAUUUGGUGCUAUGUUAUGUAGGUAAAAAUGUGCCACUUAUUAUAAUUAAUAAGAAUCUUUAGUGAAAAUAACCAGAAUUGGUAAUAAUUGAGAUUAUAAAUGAUAACAUAGGUAAUGUUAUUCAACAUUCAGCUCCGCAAAAUGGGUCUCAUUUUAUAUGCUUAUGGAUUACUAAUGUAGUCUUGAUUGUCUAAAUUUUUAGGUUUAGCAUAUGUGUAUUAUUUAUUUACAAAUAAACGAUUUAUUGAAUGUUUAA
Heterocephalus glaber (naked mole-rat) is the source of this 2510-nucleotide messenger RNA. Lineage: Eukaryota; Metazoa; Chordata; Mammalia; Rodentia; Bathyergidae. The record is from RefSeq and is a predicted model, not a curated record.